Messenger RNA from Austrofundulus limnaeus, 1078 nucleotides. RefSeq names its product G-protein coupled receptor family C group 6 member A. Gene Ontology annotation, cellular component: membrane. The coding region runs from base 314 to 1078 and encodes 254 amino acids. NCBI's taxonomy places the organism in Eukaryota, Metazoa, Chordata, Actinopteri, Cyprinodontiformes, Rivulidae. The record is from RefSeq and is a predicted model, not a curated record. Gene Ontology annotation, biological process: G protein-coupled receptor signaling pathway. Gene Ontology annotation, molecular function: G protein-coupled receptor activity. The transcript is spliced from 6 exons.
AGCAAAAAUGUCCAGUCAUAAACCCAUUUCAGAUAUCUGUGCGGUGCAGCCGAUUUUGUGUUAAAAUGGCCUGCCAUACAUGUCCUACAUAAAGGUGAGCUGGGAGGUGCUGACGUCAGCUUCUAUUCAAUCUGCGCGUCCCCAAGCAGCCCCACCUGACCUGUUGUGCCACGUAUCAGUUCGUUUGUAAAAUAAUUUCGUGAGGGGUUUGUGUGGUGUGCGAGGGGCGGACAGCCGUGCGGCACACCCUGGACAGGUCGCAUAUCCAUCACAGGGCAGAAUCUGCUUAUUUCAAAGGAAAACUCAGAGGAGGAUGAAACAUUUCUUCAGUUUCAGCUUUUCUUUUGUUGUUUUAUCACACCAAGUCCUCUGCACUGAAUGCCUAAAUGAAGCCAAGGCUCCAGGUGACAUCAUUAUUGGAGGAUUGUUCCCGAUACAUGAUGGUGUUGAAGCUGGAAGUGGCCAAGAAAAAUGGACCUGUAACAGGUUCAACGCUGUUCGGCUGGUUCAGUCCCUGAUGAUGGUUUAUGCCAUAGAGGAGAUAAAUCGAAGUGGAGAGUUGGGGAACAUCACUCUGGGAUAUCUCAUACGCGACUCCUGUAGCGAUGUAACCACGGCGCUGAACAACACUCUCUCCUUCAUGAGAGAAAACAGGAUAAGCAGGGAUGGUGCACUACAGUCUUCUCCGUCUGUGUUGGCUGUUAUAGGCGAAUGCUACUCAGAGAUAACUGUAUCAGUUACAAGACUGCUUAACCUGGAGAGCAUCCCUGAGAUAAGCUAUAGCUCAACGUCUGGUCUGCUGAGUGAUAAAACCCGUUUCCCAAGCUUUCUGAGGACCGUACCAGAGGAUGACCACCAAGCCCGUGCCAUCAUUGAGAUUCUCAAARAUCACAAGUGGGACUGGGUUGGCGUUUUGGCGACUGAUGGAGAAUACGGUCGUUACGCAGUUGAACGUCUCCGCUAUUAUGCAGCUGAGCACAAUAUCUGCUUUGCUUAUGUUUAUAUUCUGCCAGAGUUCCUCGUCAACACAAAUUAUGACUGCAACAUAAACGAUACACCACAUGAAAGACAUUUUUGA